Messenger RNA from Dictyostelium purpureum, 339 nucleotides. RefSeq lists its product as uncharacterized. The record is from RefSeq and is a predicted model, not a curated record. Bases 1 to 339 code for a protein of 112 amino acids. The transcript has 2 exons. Lineage: Eukaryota; Evosea; Eumycetozoa; Dictyosteliales; Dictyosteliaceae.
AUGUCAAUCAAAGAAAAUUUAGAAGAAAUUAUCAAAGGUAUUCAAGAAUCAAGAAUUUUAGAAGUUUUUGAUAAAUACUACCACGAUGAUGUUGUUAUGUACGAAAAAGGUGACUCUACCAAUCGUGUUGGUAAAGCUGCCAAUCGUAAAGCUGAAGAAGGUUUUGUAACCAACGCUGUUAUCUCUGAAGCCAAAGUCCUCAAAGUUCUCGUCGAUGGUAAUAACACUGCCUAUGAAAUGUUUAUGAAAUUUACCUAUGGUGGUCAUCCAGUUGAAAAAUCUCAAUGGGCAUUACAAGAAUGGAAAGAUGGCAAAAUCAUCAAAGAAGAAUUCUUUUAA